Molecule: messenger RNA, 996 nt
Organism: Apiotrichum porosum
Lineage: Eukaryota; Fungi; Basidiomycota; Tremellomycetes; Trichosporonales; Trichosporonaceae
Exons: 6
Coding region: 1-996 (331 amino acids)
Molecular function (GO): oxidoreductase activity
Source: RefSeq, a predicted model, not a curated record
AUGGCUACCCUCACUGAAACAUCUGUUGGACCUCGGACGUAUCCCACCACCACCGCGGGUCCCACUGCAGGUACUUUACAGCUCCGUGGUGGAGACUUGUGCGCCACGCCAAUCGUGAGAUACGACCAGGGCACCGUCUUUGGUGCCGAGGUAUCAGGAAUCGACUGGAGCAAGCCAGUAUCGCCCGAAGUACUGAAAGAGCUCGUCGCGCUCCAGGACAAACACGGCGUCCUCAUCUUUCGCAACACGGGGCUCGAUAAUGCCGGUCACAUUGCCUUCACACAGCUCCUCGGAAAAGACCUUGAAGUGAAUCCCUUCUUCUACGGAAGGGAGAAGGAUCGCCUGGGCGAGCCAUUGCUAUGGGAUGUCGGCAACAUCGAGCUCGAUGGGUCCAUUGUGCAGCCCUCCUCGCGUCGUUGGCACCACAGUCGCGGAAACGCCCUCUGGCAUACUCAACGGAGCAAGUACUCACUCCUCCUCUCGCACGGUAACCCCGUGGUCGGUGGUAGUUGGACACACUUUGCCGAUACGCGCCAGGCGUACGCCGACUUGCCCGAGGAGACCAAGGCACGCUUGGAGGACCUGGUGAUUGAACAUGAUCUGUGGCAUUCGCGUGCGCUUGCAGCACCCGACGUCUUCACAGCCCCACUGCCGUCGGAGCUUGCUGCCAAGCCUCCUGCCUUCCACCGGUUGGUCCAACGCGGGCCGGACGGACGCAAAGUGCUUUACCUGGCAGCUCACGCAAAGCUUGUCGUUGGAUGGGGCUUGGAAGAAAGCCAGAAGCUCAUCUGGGAGCUCAUUCACCACUGUACUCAGCCCAAGUACGUGUUCAGUAUGGAGUGGAUGGGAGCUGGCGAUAUGGUCUGGUGGGACAACCGCCAGUCCAUGCACCGCUCCAACCUCUACACUCCGACAAUGACAGCACGGGACGUCCGCCGCACGACCGUCAUUGAUGACGGGCCCCUUGCGUGGGGAGUGCCCAAGGAGGAACGUUGA